AUGGCCCAAGCUGUGACUGUAGUUUACGAUGGGUUCACGUUCACAGCUGCAGUACCUACUGCUACCCAAGCCAGCGCCCAGCACGACUACCUUUACGACCCACCUCCUUCUCCCGGCUUGUCACCCACAGAAAAAGGCGCCAUAGCUGCCGGCGUAUUUCUCUUCGUGUUGUUUUGGGCAGUGUACAUAUGCCUUUGUCUUCGGAACCGGGGCUCCGGAAGGAGUAAUCCUGCUUGGGGACGUGGUCUUCCUCGCGAACAAGCCAGAGCUCUUGGACUUGACCAGCCGUGGGUUUCACCACCCAGCUUUCCAGCUCCUGCAUACAACCAUUCUGGCCACAACCAGAGUUGGAAUUAUGGACAUAACAGAUGGGAAGAAGAACGUCGUAGGCAGGAAGAUCGUCGUAUAGAGGAAGACAAUCGCCCAAAUCAGUAUUCAUGGAACAACAGAAGCAAUAACACAACAUCCGAUCCUGAUCCUUAUCGAAUUGCGCAAGAAGCAGCUAGGCAAGAUAGAUUGAGAGCGGAUGAAGCGGCUAGGCAGGAUAGAUUAAGAGCGGAAGAGAGGACAAGGAAUGAGAGGGCGUAUAUUGCUACUUAUGAUGCUAGCUAUCGAUGA
Hyaloscypha bicolor E is the source of this 618-nucleotide messenger RNA. RefSeq lists its product as uncharacterized. The record is from RefSeq and is a predicted model, not a curated record. Lineage: Eukaryota; Fungi; Ascomycota; Leotiomycetes; Helotiales; Hyaloscyphaceae. The coding region runs from base 1 to 618 and encodes 205 amino acids. The transcript is spliced from 2 exons.